Messenger RNA from Echinops telfairi (small Madagascar hedgehog), 1350 nucleotides. RefSeq names its product G protein-coupled receptor 6 (gene GPR6). Gene Ontology annotation, biological process: G protein-coupled receptor signaling pathway. Lineage: Eukaryota; Metazoa; Chordata; Mammalia; Afrosoricida; Tenrecidae. The transcript has a single exon. Bases 4 to 1098 code for a protein of 364 amino acids. The record is from RefSeq and is a predicted model, not a curated record. Gene Ontology annotation, cellular component: membrane. Gene Ontology annotation, molecular function: sphingosine-1-phosphate receptor activity.
GAGAUGAACGCGAGCGCCUCCUCGCUCAACGAGUCGCAGGUGGUGGCGGCGGCGGCCGAGGGAGCGGCGGCGGUGGCCACGGCGGCGGGGGCGCCGGACACUAGCGAAUGGGGACCUCCUGCUGCGGCGACUGCGGCGCUGGGAGGCGGCGGCCCGGCUAACGCGUCGCUGGAGCUGUCGUCGCAGCUGCCCGCGGGGCCGCAGGGGCUGCUGCUGUCCGCCGUCAACCCGUGGGACGUGCUGCUGUGCGUGUCGGGGACGGCGAUCGCGGGCGAGAACGCGCUGGUGGUGGCGCUCAUCGCGUCCACCCCGGCGCUGCGCACGCCCAUGUUCGUGCUGGUGGGCAGCCUGGCCACCGCCGACCUCCUGGCAGGCUGUGGCCUCAUCCUGCACUUCGUGUUCCAGUACCUGGUGCCCUCGGAGACCGUGAGCUUGCUCACCGUGGGAUUCCUCGUGGCCUCCUUCGCCGCCUCGGUCAGCAGCCUGCUGGCCAUUACAGUGGACCGCUACCUGUCCCUGUACAAUGCACUCACCUACUACUCGCGCCGGACCCUCUUGGGCGUGCACCUCCUGCUGGCCGCCACCUGGACGGUGUCCAUCGGCCUCGGGCUGCUGCCGGUGCUGGGCUGGAACUGCCUGGCCGAGCGAGCCACCUGCAGCGUGGUGCGCCCGCUGACGCGCAGCCACGUGGCGCUGCUCUCGGCCGCUUUCUUCACGGUCUUCGGCAUCAUGCUGCACCUGUACGUGCGCAUCUGCCAGGUGGUGUGGCGACACGCGCACCAGAUCGCGCUGCAGCAGCACUGCCUGGCCCCACCCCACCUCGCCGCCACCCGGAAGGGCGUGGGUACGCUGGCCGUGGUGCUGGGCACUUUUGGCGCCAGCUGGCUGCCCUUCGCCAUUUACAGCGUCGUGGGCAGCCGCGAGGACCCAGCCGUCUACACCUAUGCCACCCUACUGCCCGCCACGUACAACUCGAUGAUCAACCCCAUCAUCUAUGCCUUCCGCAACCAGGAGAUCCAGCGCGCCAUGUGGCUGCUGUUCUGUGGCUGUUUUCAGUCCAAAGUGCCCUUCCGCUCAAGGUCCCCUAGUGAGGUUUGAAGACUCUCCGCCACCAUCCCCACACCACCACGACCACCACCACCACCACCACCACCCCGCAACAGGUCGGCCUUGGGUGAAGUUCUCAGUGCCUGCUGCUGAACUCAGGAUGCCAGUGGGGUGAAACGGGCUUUGGGAAGAAAGCCCCCCCACAUGAGAGAAGCCGAUCAAAACAGAGAGUUCAACAAGGACAAAGAGGCUUGUUGGCGCAUAACAUAUACAGUGUAUACAUGUGUACAUAUAUAUACAAAU